CUGGCAGCAGCCUGUUAAAACUGUCCACACCCAAACAUUAGCACAAUAAAUGAGGCUCUGCAGAUUCAGAUCUUUUCUGUUUUUGUGAAAUUGAGGACAUUGUAGUUUGUGCCACUGCUUAUCUUUUCUUGGAAGGAGGAAUACCCAAAAUUCUCUUUUUCAAGAGCCUUCACCCAUUCUGUGUAUGGUCCGGAACAAUUUAGUGAUUGAUAUCAGUAGCUCUAGGUAGUGCAGAGUGGGUUAAAACACAGAGAUAAACAUGAUGUUGAACAGGGAUCUUAUUUCAGAUAUCUUAGGCCGUGUGGAUGGGAGGACACUUGCAAAUGCUGGAUGUGUUUCUUCAGAGUUUUGGUCUGUCGCAAGGCAAGAGAGAAUAUGGGAAGAAGCUUGCUGUUCUAUGUGGCCUUCUGUAGAGGACACAGAUGUUAAGAAAUUGAUCUCUUCUUCUUUGGGUGGAUUCAGAAAUUUUUAUGCAAGCUGCUUCCCUUUCGUUGUUUAUGGCAGUACUCUCAGCGAUUCCAAUUGCAGAGAACUUGAAAAACUAUCUGAUAGGUUUGUUGUUCCCUCUGAUUUUGUCUCGGUUGUGGAUGUGCAGUACAAGAAUAAGUUUAUCUAUUCUAAAGUUGUGUUGGGGAUCCCUGCUGCUGAAGAUUUUGAGGGGUGGUUCUGCACCUGUCCUUUCAGGGUUGAUCUCCUUAAUUAUAAUGAGGAUCAUGCUAUUACAGAUGGGUUGCCCACAAUUGUGCCUCUUGACAAGCAAAGGAAGGGUAGUGAUUUCUGGGAACAGUUUAUGGAGAAUAUUAGGUUAAGUUGGAUUGUGAUUAACAGGAGAACAGGGCAAGCUGCUAAUCUUUCAAGCUGGAUUCCUCUGUCUGGAAAGAGGGAUUGGCCUUCAGAUAAGGAUUUUGUAAUGUGCUUUGGUUCCACAUUACCUGCCCACAAUAUAUUGCCUUGCAAAACUGUGCAAUGUAAGUUGGUGAUGAAGUGCAGACUUUCAGAUGGUGGUAAUACAAGUUUGAAGAUCACUGAACUAAGCAUGCAGUUGGAAGACAUGAUGGGUGCUCAUGUUAAUGGGAGACGUAGUCUGGCUAUCCUGGAAAGAGCACUAGAGUGCACGAGGAGUAAGAAUCACAAUCAGAUUUUGGAAUCUUAUCAGAAAUACUUGAGAGAACAGAGUAAACUGAGGGAAGCAAAGAUGAGGAGUGAAGGUUGUCUGGAUACUCUUUUUAUUCUGGGUGGCAUUGUUGCAUUUGCUGUAUUUUGUUUUUUCGCUUUCAGACUGAGAACAGCUAUCUUCUAGCGCUGUUCCUUCUAACAAGUCAC
Cryptomeria japonica (Japanese cedar) is the source of this 1323-nucleotide messenger RNA. RefSeq names its product probable F-box protein At2g36090. Lineage: Eukaryota; Viridiplantae; Streptophyta; Pinopsida; Cupressales; Cupressaceae. The transcript has a single exon. The record is from RefSeq and is a predicted model, not a curated record. Gene Ontology annotation, molecular function: protein binding. Bases 260 to 1300 code for a protein of 346 amino acids.